This is a messenger RNA of Tripterygium wilfordii, 2773 nucleotides long. Its product is annotated as BTB/POZ domain-containing protein At5g47800. The transcript is spliced from 7 exons. Lineage: Eukaryota; Viridiplantae; Streptophyta; Magnoliopsida; Celastrales; Celastraceae. The coding region runs from base 699 to 2459 and encodes 586 amino acids. The record is from RefSeq and is a predicted model, not a curated record.
UUCAUCCUUUUUGUGAAUUCAAUCAUAGAGAGAGAUAGAGCACCAGUUUCAAGCUAGCUUGAAGAGAAGGGGAAGAGUAAAGAUAAACAGAUUUUUUUUUUCCUUUUUUAAUGACAGACAAAGCGGUUUAUCAUCAUAAUAUGCAUUUGGUAUAAAUAUAUCAAAAUUUUGCACUAAUCCCGACCAACCACUUUCUCUUUCUUUCUUUCUUUCUUUCCAGUACUCUUGGUGAGACAUUGAAAGAUUCAAUCUUUUUUCCUGUUUCUCCCUUUGCUUGGUUAAUAGGUCUCUCUAGUUGAGUUUCAAAGAUACCCAAAAGCAUUAUUCCCCUUCUCUCUCUUCUAUAUCUUCUAGUCUCUCCCACUCUGCUAGUUUACAUGCAUAAAACAACUGAUCAGCUAUAUUUAUAUAUACCCAGUUGAGUUCAUGCAUAUAUAUGUGCCAAACAUGAUUGUCAUCUCUUAUUUGUGAAUUUGUCACUUGGACUUGGUAAAGGGGGAGAUGCCUUGCUUUGACAUGCAUGGAUCAGAUGUUUAUUUAUAUUUUCUGGGUUGUGUAGGGUUCUUGAGAGGAAAUGGUGGAGAUGGUAGGAACCCCCUUGUUUGACUAAAGAUAGGAUUCUGGUACGGGCAUGUCCAAGUUCAGUGAAGUUACCAUUUGUCUCAAACUUUUGAUCAAAAGAAGAAAUAUUAACAAAAAUGAAGUUUAUGAAAAUUGGAACAAGGCCGGAUACCUUCUACACAGAAGAGGCUACCAGGACUGUGAUUUCUGAUAUUCCGAGCGAUCUUAUCAUUAAAAUUAAAAGGAUUAGUUACUUUCUCCAUAAGCUGCAGUUUUCUCUUCUACCGAGAUGUAGUCUCUUGCAAAGGCUUUGCGCUGAUUCUACCGAUUCAAGCAUUGUUACGAUAGAGCUUCAUGAUAUUCCUGGUGGCGAGGAGGCUUUUGAACUCUGUGCUAAGUUCUGCUAUGGAAUAACAAUCAAUCUCAGUGCACAUAACUUUGUGCCUGCCUUCUGUGCUGCUCAAUUUCUCCAAAUGACUGAGGCCGUUGAGAGGGGAAACUUUGUUCUAAAACUUGAGGCUUUCUUCAACUCGUGCAUUCUUGAAGGUUGGAAAGACUCCAUUGUCACCCUGCAAACCACAGCUAAGCUAAUUGAAUUGUCAGAAAACAAUGGAAUCAUCAGAAGAUGCAUUGAUUCGAUUGUUGAGAAAGUUCUUACACCCCCAUCAAAGGUCUCUUGGUCCUACACUUACACUAGACCAGGUUUCAGCAAACAUCAAAAAUCUGUUCCGAGGGAUUGGUGGACGGAGGACAUAUCUGAUCUUGACAUUCAUCUGUUCCGGUAUGUAAUUACAGCAAUCAGAUCGACAUUUAUGGUUCUACCGCAGCUUAUUGGGGAAGCUUUGCACGUCUAUGCCUUGCGCUGGCUACCUGAUACUACAAAUAUUAGAUCUUCAGCUGAAAGUUCAGCAUCUCAAACUGAUGAAACAAUUGAAAAACAUAAACGAAUUCUUGAAACUAUAGUUAGCAUGAUUCCAGGAGAUAAAGGAUCAGUUUCUGUUAGUUUCUUGCUUAGGCUCCUUAGUAUUGGAAAUUCUCUGGGAGCAUCUUCUCUGAUAAAGACAGAACUCACAAGAAGAGCUUGUCUGCAGUUAGAGGAAGCAACCGUGAAUGACCUGCUCCUUCCUUUGCACCCAUCCUCUGAUCAGCAUUUCUAUGACAUAGAAUUGGUCCUGGCAAUGCUAGAAAGUUUCUUGGUGCAAUGGAGACGAGAAUCCCCUGCACCUACCUAUAAAAAUCGACCCACAAAGUCAAUUAGAAAAGUUGCAGAACUGAUUGAUUCCUACCUUCAAGUUAUUGCAAGGGAUGCCAACAUGCCAGUAUCCAAACUUGUAAGUCUUGCAGAAGCUCUGCCGGUUGUCGCCCGGAGGAGUCAUGAUGACUUGUACAAGGCAAUCAACAUUUACCUCAAGGAGCAUCCCAAUAUGAACAAAGCAGACAAGAAGGAUUUAUGCAGGAUUCUGGACUGUCAAAAAUUGUCACCAGAAGUACGUGCACAUGCUGUAAAGAAUGAGCGGCUACCAUUGAGAACCGUUGUGCAAAUCCUCUUCUUUGAGCAAGAGAAAGGCUCCAGGCCUCCUGAAAAUAAAAUGCCAUUACAGGAACUUUUCAGCAGAAAACAUGCAGCAUCUCCUGAAGAUGAUUUGGCCAAACUAGAGUUGGGUCCAAAUGAACAAUCUAGAGAGGCUGAGGGAACUAGAAAAACAGCAGCACCUCAAAGCAGCAUUGUAAUAGAUGAACAAAGAACGAAAAAACCAGAUACAAAGGUAAUGAAAGGAGAGAUUGACAAAGUGGGAUCCGAGAAGGGAAGAGAAUUUAGAGAACAAGGGAAUUCUGGAGCCAAGGUGGAUACAGAGAAGAUUAUACCAAAGGGAAGUGCUAGAGAUAGACAGCAAUAAUGAAUAACCUCGUUUCUCUCCUUCCUUCUGAACCUACUGCUAUUCUGUUCGAACCAUUCGCGUUAGUAUAGGUGACAAAAGUAGAGAACUUCUCAUUUCUGUCCAGUUUGGGAGUAUCCGACAAUAAGUGAUGCUGCAAAAGAGAUCAUGGUAGAUUACAAUAUAUAUGUACUGCAUUUUCAAUUUCCAUGGAAUUUACCUGUAUGUUAUAUUAGGCUGCAAGAGACCAAUUUGUUGGAAAGUAGUAAUCUUUUUUCUGCAGAAGGUGAUAUAAUAGUGUAGCCUUUCGCCAUUAAAUGGAACUACUUUAUAUU